Molecule: messenger RNA, 1319 nt
Organism: Hibiscus syriacus
Lineage: Eukaryota; Viridiplantae; Streptophyta; Magnoliopsida; Malvales; Malvaceae
Product: transcription factor VIP1-like
Exons: 4
Coding region: 118-1113 (331 amino acids)
Biological process (GO): regulation of DNA-templated transcription
Cellular component (GO): nucleus
Molecular function (GO): DNA-binding transcription factor activity
Source: RefSeq, a predicted model, not a curated record
UUUCUCGCCACUGUUUUCCAGCUCAUUUCGUUCAGAAUUAAUAAAACUAUAAUAGUAAUAAUCUGCUCCAGUAAUCCACCGCCACCGCCGUAUCCUCCGCUUAUUUUAACUGAAAAGAUGGAACAAAAGCUGACAGUAUCGAUAGACCAAAUGCCUCCCCGUGGAGCUCACCACCGGCGGGCUCACUCCGAUACAACUUUCCGUUUCGACGAUCUUCUCCUCUUCGACCCUUCCGACCUCGAUCUUUCCUUCCUUGACCUUCCGCCUUUCUCAUCCAAUCCCACUCCGCCGCAUGUCAUCCCCGUUCCCACCGAUUCCUCCGACGACUCCUCGUCCAGUGGCCACCCUCCUUUCUCCUCCCAUGGUAACCCCAGGCAUAUAUCUUCUCAUCUCCGUAGUCUUUCUGUUGACUCUGAUUUCUUCGAGGGAUUAGGAUUGGCUGGACCCGCAAUUUCCGGAGGAGCUGGAGAUGAGAAUUUUGGCGGGAAAGCAGGGGUGGGGGAGAAGAGGGCUCAUCAUAGGCAUAGUAAUUCCAUGGAUGGGUCUUUUGAGGCUCUGUCUUUGAUGGCUGUUGACGGUGUUAAGACAGCUAUGGCUCCUGAUAGGCUUGCUGAGCUUGCUCUUAUUGAUCCCAAGAGAGCUAAAAGGAUUCUGGCUAACAGGCAAUCGGCUGCACGCUUGAAAGAGAGGAAGAUUCGAUACACGAAUGAGCUUGAGAGGAAGGUUCAGACACUUCAGACAGAAGCUACCAAUCUCUCCGCGCUGGUCACAUUGUUACAGAGAGACACCACUGGACUGACUACUGAGAAUAAGGAACUCAAACUGCGGCUGCAGGCUAUGGAGCAACAAGAAAAGCUUAGAGAUGCACUGAAUGAUGCACUGAGGGAAGAAGUGCAACGGCUUAAGAUACAAGCCAGUCAAAUGUCAGCUAUGAACAGAAAUCCAUUCAACAGGGGACCGCUUCCUCAGUUUUUACCCCACCAACCUGCUCCGCACUUCGGUGUCCAUCAGACCCCACUGCACCAGCAGAUACAGAUGCCUCCGUCAUCCACCAACCAAACUCUCAACGGACAGCUGCGAAGUCGCGUCAUGGAUUUUAACCACAGCACUUAGUUUUCCGUUGGAAGAAAAUUCAUUAAAGGGAUCAUCUUGUACAUAUAAAUAUGUAUAUGCAUUUGUUUUCUUGCAAAAAAAAAAUGUAUAUGCAUUGCAGGUUGUGGUUGUGAAAAAGUGUUUGAUAGGAUCUGUCGCUUUGUAUCGGGUUCACAUAUGGCUUUACCACCCACUAGAUGAUAUUUGAAAUUAUAGAAUAAUUAUCC